GGUAAGAGAGAAAAGAUCAUGCUAAUAUAGACAACGGUUGUUGACAAACUUUUAAGUCAUUGUUUGUUAUAUGCCUGUCCAUUUCUUCAUUGUUGUAGUAUGAGAGAGGGAGAGAUUGAGAGAGAGAGAGAGAGGGAGAUUUGAGAGAGAGAGAGGGAGAGAAUCAUGAGAGAGAGAGUAUUAUAUGUGUCUGCAGCUGAUCAGAUAGUGACCCACUAGAUCAUUGUAAUUUAUUUCUUAAAUUGUACUCCUACUUUUCUCUGUGUUCAAUUGUGAUAGUGAAAGUCAUCCACUUUGGUUGUAUAAUACUAGUAUAUCACAACUCUUCUAUAUGGAAUUUAUGGGCUUUUUGUAUAAUUCUAUAUAAUCCUCUCUCUUCUAGAGCUUGACCCAAUUGCAGACUCUGACUCUUCAUGGCUUUCUGCUACUGAUUCUUGAAUUUCUUGUGGAGCUUUCAAAAGGGUUUGUGCCUUUGUGGGCUCAACUUGGAUUCUUGUCCAGUGGUGCUCAGUCUCGUUGCCGCAAUGGCAACUAAAUUACAUUCCAAGGCAUACUUUCCUGGAUAUUAUUCAAGGGAUCUUAGUAAUGCGGGCAAUGGGAUGUGGGCACUUUAUGAUGAAGGCAAAAGCUUUCAGAAUGAGCAAGUAAAUGACUCAUUCUUGGCAAGUUCAACUGUGGAUAGAUACAUAGGAUACAACAAAGAGAAAGUGAGGCAAACUAUAUUGAAGCAUGAGUUGGUGUUCAGAGAACAGCUUCAAGAACUCCACCGCUUAUAUAGAAGGCAGAGGGACUUGAUGAAUGAAUUUGGAAGGAGAGAAUCACACAAAUCUUUGUUGCUUGCUGAAACACCAAAACAUAGUUUUCCUACACUGCAAAAUUCUUAUAAAGAUGACAGUUAUAUAUCCCGCAUUUCUGAUUCUUACAUGGUAAAAGGUAAGGUACCAUCCAAUGACAGGACACACAUGAAGGACUAUGAAUUUCUCAAGCCCGAAUACAAGUUUCAGAAGAAAAUGUUUGAACUUGAAGUGAAUGAUGAACUAUCCACAAAAGAUGGAGAAAAACGGGAAGAAAGAAAUUUAAAUAAUCCGUCUUUGUCCAGCUUAGAUAUGAAUUUGUGUCCUGGAAGUGUUUCAAACAGCCAGAGCAAUAGGGAUGCUAAUAGAUAUGUUGUGAAUUCAAAGAGAAACAAUAACUUGGUCGACUUAAACGAACCGAUAUGGGUUGAUGAAUCAUCCACUAGAGACCCUCCGAGGAAUGUGGAAAUAUCCGUCAAUCUGGAGGACGUAAGAGAGCGGGAUAUAUUUGGGAAUUCAAGCUUAAAGUCCCAGUCUGUAUCUAAAGAAUCAUACCAAAGCUGCCAUGGAGAAAAGGAUGAGAAAAGUGUUUUCAACACUAUACAGUCAGAAAGCCUCAAGAGUGGGAAUUGGCACUUAUCUCGCAACUCUAAAUCUGGUACAGAUAUUUUAGGAGGGCAAACAAGGUUAGAUGAACAUACUUCCCUCAGUAAGAUUGCCGAUGAGCGUUCAUCUAAAUUCUUUGAAUAUUCACAAGCUGAUCCUAGGAAAGGCCAUGAUGCUCGGAAAUUAUUUGUCUUGGAUGAAAGUAAUGAAGCACCCCAGAAAAUGAAAACAAUUUUUGGUGUUCAAGUUUCUGAAGGAAACCUAAAUAGAUCUACUAAUACUUGGUACUUACCUAGUUCUCGACCCCUUAUUCAAGGAUUUGAUGCUAUAGAUUCUGAGUCUUCUUGUGCAUCUCCCAGAGGAAAAAUAUGCAGUUCACUGGCUCAGAAUAUCGUGUCAUCUCAGGAUAAUUCCGGGCAUCGCACUUUAUCUCCUUUUAAUGGGAGGCCUCCUAGUUCUGCCAUGCACAUGGCAGAGCUUUCAGGAGAAAAAGGCACUAACAGUUUGAGACUACUUCCGGGAUCAAAUUUUGGAGCAUCCCAUCAGAGUGCACUCUCUUUUGGUUCUAAUUCAAGUAAACAGCAUGGAUAUCUGGAUUUGAAUACCUAUGUUGCAGCUGCAAACAAUUUUCAAAACAAGGUGGUUGCCAAACAAGAUUCUGUGUUCGCAGAUACAAUAACUCAUAGUACCGAGUCUAUUGAUAAACAGAUUAAACCAGAAGUUACUUAUCAGAUGAGUUUGGACUCAUUGCAGACUCACUCUCACCAUUUCUUCAAUAAAGCUGAAACUGUAAAGGGCCCCUUUAAGGACUUCACAUCAGCAACAUGUGGUUCUGACUUUGAAAGAAAAAGAGCUGCCGAUAGUAAUUCAAGAUAUAACGGUAAAAAGUUGGGUGAUGAUACUUUUCACGUGCCUCACUUUCCGAAGGUUCUGGUUUCUCCAAUAUGCCGCUCCAAACCAAUUCAUGAUGUGUCCAACCUUGACUGUGAUGGAGCCUCUAAAGUUUGUACCCAAAAUUUAAAAUCUGUUGGCCAACACAAGGAGACAUAUUCAAUUGCAGAUUAUAGACUAAACAAUCAUUUUUCUGGUCGAAGACCUCAAAUAGAUUUAAAUUUGACUCUGAAUGAAGAAGAGACCCCAUCUAUACCCUCUGUUUCUGCCACUGUUGUGAAGAUUGCGGCGACAGAGAUUGAUUUGGAGGCUCCUGCAGUUAUUGAGUCUGAUACUGAUGUUUCCUUUGAAGCAGAUCUUAUAGAGAAGAAAACUGGGAAGUGCUCGAGAGUCUCGUCAGAUGACUUUAUGUAUGAUGAAAUUUCCAAGAUUGCAGCAGAGGCAAUAAUCAGCAUCUCAUCAUCCCAGUUGGAUCUUGCUGAUCUUACUACAGAAGCUUUGCCUCCUCAACGCCUCCUGUGGUUGUCUGAAGUUAUUUCUUCUUACGAAGGAAGUGAUCAUGAUAGUGAAAUUACCAAAGUUGUCUUAACUAAUGUGGAUGAUACGUUUGAUGAGGAAACUGUUCCCCAAGGCAUGGAUUACUUUGAGUUUAUGACACUAAAUUUGCAAGAAAGCAAGGUAGAGGAUUACUGUGAUCAGCCAUAUGUUCUGAACAAUCGUGAUGACGGAGAUACUAGAGUCACUUCAGGAGCGAAACGGGGCCGAAGAAGACAAGCAAAAAGGGGAAGGCAGCUCAGGGACUUUCAAAGGGACAUAUUGCCUGGUCUUGUUUCUCUGUCAAGGCGUGAGGUGACCGAGGAUCUGCAGACCAUUGAAGAGAUUUUUAAAGCUUCAGGUCAGAGUUGGCAGUCACGUUUCUCACGGAGGAGGACUGCUAGAAAUGGAAGGGGGAGGAAGCGUUUGGGGGAUUUGACUCCUUCACCAACAGAGACAUUAAGUUGCCUGCCUCCACCAGAACAGCAGCCUAUUUGUAGGGAAUUGGAAGUUGAGGAUAGAAACCUAACAGGGUGGGGAAAGAGGACGCGGCGUCUGCCAAGGCAGAGGUGCUCUGGUAAUCAUACUACUAUGUUAAAUUGUUGACAUACACUCUCAGGAUUUUCAAUUGAGAAAUUACAGUCAAGUUUGGAGCAAGGAUUAAACUGUGCAGGUGCCAUCAUAUCAGCACUGAUGACAUAAAUUCUCAUGUUUGGGCAAGAGUAGUAAAAGCAUGUGAGACCCUUGGAAAGUCCUCGUCUUGCGCCUUUUUUCAGUUCACGGAUCAAACCGUACGUUCUUGUUUAGUUUUAGCAAGUUCUGCAGUCAUUGCUGUACAUGUGCACUGUUAUGUUCUUUAGGAAUUUAUUCAGGGAGUGGUCAAUAAUAAAGAGGCCUUUUCAGGAAUAUAAACUUGACAAGUAUUCAGCAUCUGAGUGUAAUAUACAUGGAUUUACAUGA
This is a messenger RNA of Daucus carota subsp. sativus, 3785 nucleotides long. RefSeq lists its product as uncharacterized. The transcript has 4 exons. Bases 525 to 3431 code for a protein of 968 amino acids. The record is from RefSeq and is a predicted model, not a curated record. Lineage: Eukaryota; Viridiplantae; Streptophyta; Magnoliopsida; Apiales; Apiaceae.